Cherax quadricarinatus is the source of this 2120-nucleotide messenger RNA. NCBI's taxonomy places the organism in Eukaryota, Metazoa, Arthropoda, Malacostraca, Decapoda, Parastacidae. The record is from RefSeq and is a predicted model, not a curated record.
CUUGAAAAUUUUACAUACUAUGUAAUUCUUUAUUUAACUUAAAACUGAACAACUCUGUAAGUAAGGUGACACAACUUCUGGAAUGUGCAUGUAUAUUUUAAACUCCUGAACCACAAUUUAGUGCAGUUGUUGCAUGUUUGAAAAAUUCUUGGUUACACAAGGCAAGAACACUAACAUUAUAUGUUACUACAGCACUUUACUUAGUUGGGAUCCUUUAGUUUUGCACUUGGAAAUUUGCCAUACUGUAAAUUUGUUUUGUGUCCUUAUACCAAUUAUAUGGGAUCCCAGAUCCAUGACUCGUAUAGUAUUGCCAUUCUGUGCAAACCUGGAUCCUGUAACCUUGAUUCCCAUGUGGUAUUAGGAGGCUAUCCAUGAGCUUGGCUCCUGGAUCCAAGAGUAGCUCUCAGACCCUCAACCCUCAUAUAUGUUAUAUGCCUGUUACAUGGCUCAAUUUUACUGCAGCUUAACUAAAAUGGCAUUGAAUGGUACUGUAAGCUUUUUGCAGAGCAUGUCCUUUGUUAAUACUGAGGGAGUGCAUCAGAAUUUCACUGCCUAACCUCAGCUUAUGAUUAUAUCAUGGUGUACCUAACCUAUCAAGUGAAAUAUGCAUUUGGUUGAUGGCUGUUUUAUCACAGAUCUAGUAUUCAAGAAAAUUAGAAUAACUACCUCUCAAGUACAGUACUAACCCACUUUAACUGAUGUAUGCUAAUAAAUGGAAUAAGGUGAGCUAAUUAUUUGAGAGGCUAAAAGUAGAACCACAAUUGACAGUAAUAGAGAGUGGACUAACAUCAAGGUAGUGAUAAUGCAUCUAGCGAACAGGGGACUGACAUGAGUAUCACGUCUCCCGCCAGGAUGCGCACUCCUAGUCCUGAUAAUGUUAGCAGGACCUCCCACACCAUGACCCUCAAUGAAUCUGCUUCCUACUUGAUUGAGAAGUUGAUGAUGAACACCCCAGAAACUCAGAGAAAACAACCUUGUAAGACGGAGGGUCGUGCCUGCUGUAAAGCUGAUAAGAAACCAACUACUGCUGAAGUCACAGCCAGAAUCAAAAGUGAUAAGGGUAGCAAGAUAGACACUAAAAUGACUGCUGAGAGUCGGAAAGAGAGCAACAGUGCCACCAGCCUAGGCAGCUCCCACACUUACCAGGUUAAGCAAGAUAAAGAACAUGAAGGAGGCAAAGAGGAAAAGGAUGAUGUGAGUGAAGCUGGAACCUACACAAUUGAGAAGGAUUCCUCAUCUCCUGAGGUGGAGCAAGCAAGGAACAACAUUGACCGUGUAUUUGGUGUUUCUGGAACAGAGAGUGAGGUUGAUGUGAUUACACCCCAAGGAAAUGCUCCCACACAUGACUUGUGGACACCUACUCCAGAACCUGACAAAUUUAAGAGUCCUAGCAGUUUAAGUCGCAACAGUCCAAACUGGAUUAGACAGUGGGCUGCACAAGUAGCUGAGCACACAAAGCCUUCUGAUGCUUCUAUAAAUAGUGCUCUUGGAUCUCCCCGUGGCCCCAAGCCUCCACUUGCUUCCCUCUCAUCCUCGCAGGAGAGUAGUGAUUCCCGUCCCCGCCGAAAGUUGCCUACUCCCCCCACCCAUCACUCAACAUUUGCCAUGGCUUCUAUGAAAACUAACGAUUUGUCUGACCAGGAGAGUCCCAUUAAGGGCCGAAUGAUGUGAACCUAAUGAGAAUGAAAAUCAGCAAGGACAGGAAAGGCUACAAAUGGGUCUGGACAAAUGGCAAGCUUGGAAAGAAAACUGGAAUCUAUAUAGUAUAUUCUAGGGACAAAGGCUGCAUACCUCAUUCAUGGAGAAAGAUCCAGGGGUGAGCACCAUGCCAAGUACAGUGGAACCUCGUUUUUCAGCCGUAAUCCGUUCCAGAAGGUCAACCUAAAUUGGAAGCAAUAUUUCCCAUAAGAAUUAAUGUAAAUACAAUUAAUCCGUUCUAGACACCCAAAAAUAUUAACAAAAAAUACAUUUUUAAAGAUUAAUUAUAGUUUUACAUACACAAAACAAUGAGAACUAAAUAAAAUAAAUGAAUGAACAUUUAAAUCACUAUUACAUACCUUUAUUGAAGACUCUUGUUGGCUUAUGGAAGACGAGAGGAGGAGAGAGGGAAUACUGAUUAU